Molecule: messenger RNA, 1068 nt
Organism: Zychaea mexicana
Lineage: Eukaryota; Fungi; Mucoromycota; Mucoromycetes; Mucorales; Lichtheimiaceae
Product: tyrosyl-DNA phosphodiesterase I
Exons: 7
Coding region: 1-1068 (355 amino acids)
Biological process (GO): double-strand break repair; single strand break repair
Cellular component (GO): nucleus
Molecular function (GO): single-stranded DNA binding; 3'-tyrosyl-DNA phosphodiesterase activity; double-stranded DNA binding
Source: RefSeq, a predicted model, not a curated record
AUGGUUGUCAGCACUGAUUGGAUUGAGGCACAAUUUCCUUCAGAUAUAAACUUGUGUAUUAUACUCCAUGGACGACCGGCAAUGACUCGGCAGUUGGGACCCAACCGUGUCUUUAUUAUGCCGCCAAUGAAGGAUGAAAGGUUUGGUGUUUUUCAUCCAAAAUUAAUGCUAUUGGUUCACGAAUCAUCUUUGCGUGUCGUAAUUGGAUCCGCUAAUUUGGAACGGUACGAUUACAACGACCUAGAAAACGUUGUAUUCAUCCAAGAUUUCCCGCUCCUCACAAAACAUGUCGACUCAGCUGAUCGACUUCCUGAGUUCGCACGAGAAAUAUACGAUUUGCUUUGUCACAUGCAUGUACCAUCCUCAGUAAAAACGGAGCUGUUCAAGUACGACUUUUCUCGAGCUAAAGCGCGUGUCGUGGCGUCCGUCUCUGGUGUCUUUGAAGGGGAUGAUCAGUAUAAGCGAUAUGGCCAUGCUCGUCUCGCUCAAGUAAUUAAAGAUAUAGGUGCUGCUGAUCCAAGUCGUCCGCCACAAGUAGAAAUGCAGACUUCUUCAUUAGGUGGUCUCAACAUAAGCUAUCUGCACGAGCUGCAUCGAACCUUUUCAGGGAUGGAUCCUUAUGCAAAUGGUGGCAAGACACCACGCCAAUCGAAAACAAACGAGCUUCCCCCAAUAGACAUUGUAUACCCGUCAAGAGAUACUGUAGAAGACAGCGUGCUUGGUCCACCUGGUGCGGGCACUAUUUGCUUAAAUACUAGCUCGUGGAGAAAAUCUACUUUUCCAAAGCAAGUCAUGUGCGAUGCUAUUAGCCACCGAGAGGGCACCUUAAUGCAUUCAAAAGUAUGUAUGAUGUUAUAUAUAAAGAGUCACAAUGCCACUAUGGGGGCUUGGGGUAAACUAUCUCUUUCAAAGAAUAGCAAAAAACCCAAGAUGGCUAUCAACAAUUGGGAGCUGGGCGUCGUUCUUCCACUAUACGAGGAUUCAAAUAUUCCAGUGACGUAUGUACGGCCUCCUCCUCGAUAUAAGCCAUCCCAAAACGCAUGGACUCAGGAUGCAGAGUGGUCAUAA